Messenger RNA from Oryza sativa Japonica Group (Japanese rice), 1112 nucleotides. RefSeq lists its product as uncharacterized. NCBI's taxonomy places the organism in Eukaryota, Viridiplantae, Streptophyta, Magnoliopsida, Poales, Poaceae. The record is from RefSeq and is a predicted model, not a curated record.
GGAACGGCUUAGCUGUGGUGAUCAGUGUGAGCUAGGCGAGGCACCAUCACUCUGACCAUGAGGGCGAUGGCGAUGGCGAUGGCGAGGGCUAGAGCCGCUGCGUCGUGGCUGCUCCUCCUUGUGCUCCUGCACAUGAGGAUAGGUGCAUCGUCGUCGCAGCUGGAGUGCAAGCUCGAGUACACGAGCUUGGCGUUGCUGUCAUGUCAGGAGACCACCCCGACGACCCCGACUCCCUCCUGCUGCGACGCUCUGCUCUACUCGCUCGACAUCUGGCCUGUCAACCAGCGAGAGAAAGGCCUCUGCUGCCUCUGUGUCUACGUGCUUGCCAGGCAGCCUUCCUUCGAUCUUGCCACUACCUACAUCACCUGCCGCGGCAGCUACGCGGCUUCGGUCGCACAAUGGACGCAACAGCUUAUUCGAGGUGUUCCUCCCCACGACUGUAAUGAACCAUGCGGCGUUGACACUGGCGACCAUCCGCCACCACUGCCCAGCGGCAAGAAGAAUAAGACGAGGAGGAAGAAGCAGAAGCAGCAGCUAGGAGUUGGGGUGAUCAUCGCCAUCGUCGUCUGCUCUCUGGCCGCUGCCGGUCUGCUCGGAUACUGCCUCUACCACAUCUUCUUCAGUCCAGCGGCCAAAGCACGCAGGUCGCCUGAUCCCAGCUCAAACAACAGCUCUGCUUCCUCCCGUCAGCGGAGAGAUGGGUUGGAAAUGUCGUCUGGGCGUCUCUCGUCAGCCCGAUUCUCCACGUCAGCGCUACUCUGAUAGUCUGAUGCUACUCUUGCUACCUGACCUACAGUACCUCGUUCUUGUUGUAUCGCUCCAUCUAGCAGCAGCCCAUGAUGCACGGAUUUACCAUCUGUAUUCUGUACUAGUUGUAGUAUAGCUUAUCAUCUGUAUUCUGUACUAGUAGCUUCUGCUUGAAUUCUACCAGGCUGGUCACAUGAUGUACUAGUACGUAUAUGCUCCGCCUCUGCUACAUUUACUUGUACGCCAUCCAUCUUCUCCUAGUCCUUGGUAGUAAACUAGCAAUAUAGUUCUCUUCACUCCAUCACUAUCGUUUAUUAAUACUAGUAUUAGCUAGGGGGAAUCAUCGCGGCCCUUGCGCUUGUACC